AUGCAAAUAUCAAGUAUUACAAUUUCAAUUGGUACUUCAAUUUUUCCUAGUUCAGCCGAACAUGUUCACCAUUUAGUAAAUUUGAUGAUCACCACAUUUGGUAAUUGUAUUUGUAAUUAUGUUGCAAUUGGUACAGAUUGUAAAACUUUAAAUUUACAAUUAGAUUCAGUAACACCAACAUUUGUAACUGGUGGUCAAGUUCAUUUAAAUGUUUAA
Dictyostelium discoideum AX4 is the source of this 216-nucleotide messenger RNA. RefSeq lists its product as hypothetical. The record is from RefSeq and is a predicted model, not a curated record. The transcript is spliced from 3 exons. The coding region runs from base 1 to 216 and encodes 71 amino acids. NCBI's taxonomy places the organism in Eukaryota, Evosea, Eumycetozoa, Dictyosteliales, Dictyosteliaceae.